Alternaria rosae is the source of this 2497-nucleotide messenger RNA. RefSeq lists its product as uncharacterized. Bases 1 to 2142 code for a protein of 713 amino acids. The transcript has 3 exons. Lineage: Eukaryota; Fungi; Ascomycota; Dothideomycetes; Pleosporales; Pleosporaceae. The record is from RefSeq and is a predicted model, not a curated record.
AUGGUCGGUUUCAAGAGUUUCCUGUCAGCUAAGUCAUUUCGCCGCAGCCACGAUGACGACCGCGCCAAAUCAGAGCUCAAAAACAGUAUGAGCAAAGACGUCGGUGGCAGCGCUGGCAUAAGCAGCAAUAGCAUUGCUCAGAAGUCGGACGACAAGCACAAGGAAUCUACACGUCUUAUUGCCGGCUUCCAGAAGGUCUUCGGCAAUCAUCGCCGUGGUGACCAUGUCUCUCUCAUGCCUUCUGCGCCGGCUACACCCACUUCCACUCCCAAGAGGCUCUAUCGAUUCCAGUCGCCUAAGCAAAACAAGCAAACAUCUUCCACCCCAUCAUCGCUUUCGACGGCAGAUAACACAACGCGGGAGUCCGAUGCUACUAUGCUAUCACAUGUAGUCCUUACAAGCACCCCACCCACGAGCCCAUUGACGCCACUUGGAAGCGCGCAUUCCGCGACGUCAGCCCCCAACAAUAAUCACACCGACGUUGCACACGUCACACCGCUUGCAAAGUUCUCGAUCAACACCGCGAGGCCUAUCACCCAAAUCUCAGUGGAAAGUGAUCUCAGAUCCGACAACGAAAAGUAUAGCGAUGAUGGCCCUGUACUUCGGACGACCUCCCACCCUGCCACCGUCGACGAUACCAACGCGGCCAUAGAGGGCAUGCGCGUGGCAGAACAGCUGCUGAAUCAGCGCCAUGCUACUAUCAAACCACAGGCGAAUACAAGUAAGCGCGUAAAGCCUUUGGAUACCGUCGGCAAGAAUGUGGGAUCCAGAGACAGUCAUGGCAUAGCUCUUCUACCGAGCAGUCUUUCUGCGCUCAAUCACCGCCAGACCCAUCUAAGAACCGCAAAUCAGGCUAUCGAAGCCGCAAGACGGCGCCAGGCUGUCAGAUAUCUCGCUUUCUACGCAGCAGACGGCUGUCCGACUAACAUCGACAUUAUCGAUCGAAUCAAUGCCCACUUCCAUCUCGAGGCCCGUCACAUCGAUGGUGAGAUACCCAACGCUACCUUCGAUGUCAAUGGCGUACUCAUCCGCGCUAGCCAGAUGCCAAAAGGUUCUGUUGAGCGUAAUUGGAUCAUACGCUACAACGCUGUAGUCAACAACGCCGAGCUUGUCGAACGCCGACUUAUGAACAGCGAAGAUCACGAGAUGAUUGUCGCUCAGCUCUUCCCUGAGAAGCGUGGUCACAUACUAAACCCAGAGCACUUCGAGAUCUUCAUGACUGGCCUUGGUGAAGAGGGUAUUCUCACAAAAGCGCAGGCCAAGUCCAUUGCCAUCGUCGCCGUCAGCAAAGAGGAGUUCGACAAAGGUAUACACUACGUCGAAGCGACUGGCAGCAAACACGCUCAUCGUCGCAACACCACCGCAGCAGCCAUGUUCGACAUUCCUCAGCGCGCCAGCCGAAGUACUGCAUCCUUCUCAUCUCGUCCAGCCAACGGUCAGAACCAACACGAGCUGUACUUCUAUCUCCGCAUUCUAGUCGAAGCCGCAGUCUACGGCCAAAAGUUCUGGAAAGGCUACUUCUUUCCCAACGCACGUAACAAGCUCAAGAACUUCUACGACGCUCACAAGCUUUCGCAGGAGGGCUGGCUUCUUCCUCCUCAUCUAACCGACUACAAGCGUGACUGGACACACCGUGAGGUGCGGCUCCUACAGCGUGCUCAUCUCAUCUGUGACCUGCUCAAGCAGUACGAAGUGGGCGAAGUAACAGACUUCGGUAUCAUCCGCGCUAUUCGCGCGACCUUCGUCGGCAUUCCAGCUCAACCUUCAUGGUGUCCUGAAGAUCUGGAAUCAUUCCUUUACCACCGCAUCGCCGAUUCCGGUCUUACCGUCUCCAAAAUCCCCGAGAUCCUUGUUCUGCAUCCAGAACACGACAUGGUCUUUGCCAACUACCGUCUUCGUCAGCACGUCAUCAGUGGACUUCGAGAGCGCGCUGAUCAGUUUGAGAAGGAGGAGGUGGCGCGGCUGAAGGAGAUUGACAAGAGUUAUAUGACUUUUGAGGAGGCGAGGAAGAAGGAGAUGACGAGAUGGGAGAGGAUGAAGAAGGGCUUGAAGAAGGUGUUUGGGAAGAAGGAGGUUGUUGUUCUUUUUGAUCCUUUCGCGCCUGAGCACGGGUUGGAAGAGCAGAGAGAGGAGACGGUAUAAGGGUGCUUACGCAUCUAUCUCUAUCUUCCAAGGACGCUACAGCAGUUUGCGAGUACACAUUAGCUGGAUCUGAGCCAGCUCAACUUUAAUCCGUACUUUCUGGAGCUAAUUCCAGGGCGAGUGCGGCUACAUCUUGGUAGAUGCGAAAUCACGCUGGGUUCAUGCUCCUUCGAACAGCGCGUGUACAGAAGACCUCUGCCACAUAAAGCUCUUGAUGAACUAGUCAGCUCCAUGUUUCUUACAGAACCGCCGUGCAAAGCUUUGGGUAUCUAUCUGCCAUGUCGAAGCGCAUUAGACCUCAGAUUGGUUGCCAAAAUUCGCCAUGCUGAAGGUAUCCGGGUUGGUCAAAUUUUAC